GGGGCGGCUCCAAUUUUCCGACCGAGACUCCGUGCUCGCGACGUCUCCACCGUCAUCUCUCAAACGCCGACCGUCACUUUCGGGCAACUCCCGAUUCUUGGCCGUGGAGGUUUUCUGCCGUCUUGCAUCGCAGACUGAAUCCCCUCUUCUGACGGUCUUCCCUAAUCGCAUCAUCGACGGGGCUUCCCAACAGAAGCAGAAAAAAAGACAAAAAAAGAAAGUUCACCAGGAACGGAUUCCAAUUUCCGACUCUCCCAACGUCAUUCCGCGCUUCUACCCCGACCCUUUCUCCUCUUCCGACUCUAACCCCCGCUUCGCAUCGGACCGAGAGAUAUCUCUUGAGCUAUCAUGGGAUCGUUCGUGGAGGAGCUCUGGUCGAGCGUCUUUACCCCGGGUCCCACUCCGACCCUGCUGGUCGCGACCAACGUCACCUUCGCCGCCCUGCAAGUCGUCCUGUUCUCCCUUCUCGUCGCCACCUACAGCAUCCAUUUCGUCAUCCUCUCCCUCCUCUCGGGCUCCCUCUGGUACUCGAUCAACUGGUUUGCUCGGGAAGUGCGAGCCGUGCAGGCCGCCGAGGCCGAGAAGGAGAAGAAAGAGAAGCAGGAUACCCCGGCACGGGAGAUCCCGGAGGAGGCCAAGGACAAGCAUGACGGCAAUCGAAGAAAGACGCCGGGGGCUCUGGACUCCGAUAGCGACACGGAGACGGAAAGCAUCUCGGAGCAUAACAGGAGGAGCUCAGACGCGUCUGCACCCGACCUUCGGUCCACUCCUGUCCCGACUCUCCAGCCGCCAGAGGCCUCAGGAGAGGUUCGCAAACGCUCCAGCGUCGGAGGGGACAGCUCGGGCUAUGUGAGCACCGAUAGCGAGUGGGAGAAGGUGGAGGAUAGUAACGGGGCAUAGCAUGUAGGAGUAGGUGGAGGCACUUGCUGUAUGGUUUAUGUGCGAUUUCGAGUACUGCUUUACGGUACUGUGUGUGGCUAUGUCUGUUUGACGCUAGAAUGAGGCGGUUUGCCUGGCAUUCGACACUCGAUUAUAUACGUUCCUUGCUUGGGUCUUCGAACCAAGAUACCCCUAGAUAUCACCAGCUUGUUAUAACAUAUCAAAUGAAGGAAAUUGGCUAUACAUCUAGG
Molecule: messenger RNA, 1130 nt
Organism: Aspergillus steynii IBT 23096
Lineage: Eukaryota; Fungi; Ascomycota; Eurotiomycetes; Eurotiales; Aspergillaceae
Product: V-type ATPase assembly factor PKR1
Exons: 2
Coding region: 349-900 (183 amino acids)
Biological process (GO): vacuolar proton-transporting V-type ATPase complex assembly
Cellular component (GO): endoplasmic reticulum membrane
Source: RefSeq, a predicted model, not a curated record